Molecule: messenger RNA, 1028 nt
Organism: Anopheles cruzii
Lineage: Eukaryota; Metazoa; Arthropoda; Insecta; Diptera; Culicidae
Product: zinc finger protein 77-like
Exons: 3
Coding region: 89-823 (244 amino acids)
Cellular component (GO): nucleus
Molecular function (GO): zinc ion binding
Source: RefSeq, a predicted model, not a curated record
CUGUAACCAACGUACACAACAGUUGGUUUGUUAACUCACGACACGACGCUACGCAGUGAGCGUUUUAUCGUAGCUUGGCGACGCUUAGAUGGAACUCCCUACCGAAGGACCCACAUCCUACUGUCGUUUCUGCUUGGGCAAAGACGAUCUGCGGAGCCUUUUUGCGGGCGACAAAACGGCCAAUGGUAGAUCCGCCGUCGACGUGGACGCACUGGUGGAAAAGAUCUACGAAUGCACUAACAUCAAGCUCUGUCCCUCCGCGGACUGUCCCUGUGCCAUCUGUCGCCGCUGCUUGCAGGCGGUGGAAGAGUUUUACCAUUUCCGAACCCGCAGCAAGCAGGUACAUGAUCUCAUCAAAGUAACAGCCGAGGUAACCACUAGCAACGAUGGCACGCCAAAGCGCCAAUCACAGGCGGCUGCACUCUGUGUGCGGCCCGACGAGAAGACGUCGAAGGUAAACACCAAGAUCCUUCACCGUUGCCGAUACUGUCCAAAGUCCUUUCGCGGACAGGACGCCCUUACGGAGCACUGCAAGCGGGCCCAUGUUUCUGGUCGGCCCCAUCACUGCCCCAACUGUAUGGCGCAGUUUCAGCAUGCGCCCUCGUUGGCACGACACGUGCGGAAUCGAAGCUGUUACGGGUUUAACCGGUAUCGGUGCCGGGUGUGCAGCGAAAGCUUUACCGAUCGGCUCGGCUGGGCCGACCAUAUACAGGUGCACGCGAAGGACUUUCCGCACCAAUGUCCCGACUGUUGGUCACAGUUUAAGCACAAAGCCACUUUGCGCCGUCAUGCCAACACCGUUCAUCUGCUGGUUAAAUCCUGACCGGUGCCACUGCUAGUACCUUUGAACCAAAAACCCUUGCCUUCGAUUGCGUGGUUAACUUAUUAAGAAAGUAUUUUAGAAAGAAAUUUUAAAUUUAAAUUAGGAAAUUUUUAUUUAGGAAAGAGUUAACGGUUAAAACUGAGCGAAGAAGCGAUAUAAAGUAAAACACAGUCGAACCUUUUAUGGAAAUAGAAUUUUAAAACAA